CUCUCGGGCUACUGAAAAUCUUAAUGGUAGUUCCUGUAGUCCCGUGCUGGGAGCGCAACUAUAUUUCACCAAUUCGAAAGCGUCUGCAAUUAUGAUAACGACUUGCAGGUUAUCAUGUUAUCAUAUUCCCCAAAUUCCCGUUAAGCGUCUACUUUCAUUCCGAAGUGAGUGAAACUCCUGGAUUGUUUCUGGAAGCGCUUUGCCAAUGUCUUUACUUUGUGUAAGAGUGAAAAAAGCCAAGCUCCAGGGACCUUCAGACAAAUUCAACACUUACGUGACUCUGAAGGUGCAGAAUGUCAAAAGCACAACAAUCACCGUGCGAGGGGAUCAACCUUCCUGGGAACAAGAUUUCAUGUUUGAGAUCAACCGGUUGGAUCUCGGGCUCAUUGUUGAAGUGUGGAACAAAGGUCUCAUCUGGGACACCAUGGUGGGGACAAGCUGGAUCCCUUUGAAACGUAUUCAACAAUCAGAAGAGGAGGGCCAAGGUGAAUGGCUCCUCUUAGAUGCAGAGGUCGUGAUGAAAGCAGAUGAGAUAUACGGUACCAAAAACCCGACCCCUCAUCGACUCUUACUGGACACUCGCUUUGAGCUACCUUUUGACAUCCCAGAAAAUGAGGCAUUGUACUGGACGGACAAGCUGGAGCGAAUCAAUUCUAUGGAAAUCCAUGAGGAAUACCCUCUUCAGGACGACGUUGAUAGUCAUCCAUUUCCCCCUACAGCUUCCCAGUGUUCCUUGGAUGACCUGGACAGUGCAGUAGAUGACCGGGACAGCGACUACCGCAGUGAGACGAGUAAUAGUUUACCGCCACGUUACCAUACAACAGCUCAGCCCAAUUCCUCCGUGCACCAGUAUCCCAUUGGGCCUAGGCCACAUCACCACCCAGACUCAUGCACUGAAUCAAUCCACAGUUUUGAACUGGAAUACCGAGACCAGAGAAUAAGUCCAGCGGAAAGUAGUCGCUUUGGGUCAUCAGGAAACCUGAGUCAGACCAGUUCUCAGCUGAGUGAGAUUGGCCACGAAAGCACUGGAGGGUCAGAAAUCGAAGAAUCCUUCCACUCCUAUCACAGCACCAGCUUCUAUCCCUCCUCAAAUGGACAUUUUACAACACACGGACAGUCUGCUGUUGGUGAGAAGGUUUUGCCUGGACUGUCCGAUGCAAGGCGAAGUUUGCCAAAUGACACUCCAAGAGAGAAAGCAUUGUCUAAACUUAAACGGUUUCAUGAUGAAGGCCCACCUUUACCAUUUUCUCCAUCCCGAGUUCGCUGGUUGAAGGCCAUUAAUAAAGUGAGGGUUCAGCUUCGGGAGGUUUGUAAUGAAUCACCCAGCGCCAGACAAGCCUGGGUAAAACCAGGUGGUGAACCAGGGCUUUAUGGGAUUGACAGCAUGCCAGAUCUUCGUAAAAAGAAGCCUAUUGCCUUGGUUAGCGAUGUGUCCCUUGUCCAAGCUCGGAAGGCAGGUAUCGCUUCUGCGAUGGCUGCACGAUCCUCCAUCAAGGAUCAGGAGCUGAAAAACCAUGUUUACAAGAAGACGCUUCAGGCGCUGAUCUAUCCAAUAUCUUGCACCACGCCGCAUAACUUUGAGGUGUGGACUGCCACAACACCCACAUACUGUUAUGAGUGUGAGGGGCUGCUGUGGGGAAUUGCACGACAAGGUGUCCGCUGCUCAGAGUGCGGUGUCAAGUGUCAUGAAAAGUGUCAGGAACUGCUGAAUGCUGACUGUCUCCAACGUGCUGCUGAGAAGAGUUCUAAACAUGGAGCUGAGGACCGGACUCAGAAUAUCAUUAUGGCAAUGAAAGACAGAAUGAAGAUCAGGGAAAGAAACAAGCCUGAAAUAUUUGAACUUAUCAGGGAAGUCUUUGUCGUCAGCAAAACUAUGCAUUCGCAGCAGAUGAAGGCAAUCAAGCAGAGUGUACUGGAUGGUACUUCAAAGUGGUCUGCCAAGGUCACCAUCACAGUUGUUUGUGCCCAAGGACUUCAAGCCAAGGACAAGACUGGAUCCAGUGAUCCGUAUGUCACUGUUCAGGUGGGCAAGACAAAAAAGAGGACCAAGACUAUCUAUGGCAACCUCAAUCCAGUGUGGGAGGAGAAGUAUCAUUUUGAAUGCCACAAUUCAUCAGACAGAAUCAAGGUGCGCGUGUGGGACGAGGAUGAUGACAUCAAGUCAAGAGUCAAGCAGCGUCUUAAGAGAGAAUCGGACGAUUUCCUCGGGCAGAGUAUUAUUGAAGUCCGAACACUGAGUGGAGAAAUGGAUGUGUGGUACAAUCUAGAGAAGAGAACCGACAAGUCCGCCGUGUCAGGGGCCAUCCGCCUCCAGAUCAACGUGGAGAUCAAAGGGGAGGAGAAAGUGGCGCCAUACCAUGUGCAAUAUACGUGUUUGCAUGAGAACCUGUUCCACCACUCUACAGAUAUCCAUGGACAUGGAGUGGUGAAAAUCCCAGAGGCACGAGGAGAUGACGCAUGGAAAGUUUAUUUUGACGAAGUGCCGCAAGACAUCGUGGAUGAGUUUGCCAUGCGUUAUGGAAUUGAAUCCAUCUACCAGGCCAUGACGCAUUUUGCCUGUCUAUCUUCUAAGUACAUGUCUCCCGGAGUCCCUGCGGUGAUGAGCACCCUGCUCGCCAACAUCAAUGCCUUCUACGCCCACACAACAGCCUCCACCAAUGUAUCCGCCUCCGAUCGUUUUGCUGCCUCCAAUUUUGGGAAAGAACGCUUUGUUAAGCUACUAGACCAGUUGCACAACUCUUUACGCAUUGACCUCUCUACCUACAGGAACCACUUCCCUGCCAGCGACAAGGAUCGCCUCCAGGAUUUAAAAUCCACUGUGGAUCUCCUCACCAGCAUCACAUUUUUCCGGAUGAAGGUCCAGGAGUUACAGUCACCACCCAGGGCCAGCCAAGUUGUGAGAGAUUGUGUCAAGGCCUGUCUUAACUCCACGUAUGACUACAUCUUCAAUAACUGCCACGACCUGUACAGCCAACAAUACCAGCCUGUGGAAACGAGCAAGGAUGAGCUCUCUUUGGAAGAUCAGGGUCCAAGCAUCAAGAAUUUGGACUUCUGGCCCAAACUCAUUAUGCUUAUUGUCUCCAUCAUUGAAGAAGACAGGAACUCUUACACACCUGUGCUGAACCAGUUUCCUCAAGAAUUGAAUGUAGGGAAGGUGUCAGCAGAGGUCAUGUGGACAUUGUUUGCACAAGAUUCAAAGUAUGCCAUGGAAGAACAUGAAAAGCACAGACUCUGUAAGAGUACAGACUACAUGAACCUGCACUUUAAAGUGAAAUGGCUCUAUAAUGAGUAUGUGAAGGAGCUACCCAACUUUAAGGAUGUUGUACCAGAGUACCCAUCAUGGUUCUUGCAAUUUGUGCUGCAAUGGUUGGAUGAAAAUGAGGAUGUAUCUAUGGAAUUCAUGCACGGAGCCCUCGAGAGAGACAAAAAAGAUGGGUUCCAGCAAACGUCUGAGCACGCUCUCUUCUCCUGCUCUGUGGUGGACAUCUUUACCCAACUCAACCAAAGCUUUGAGAUCAUCAAGAAACUGGAAUGCCCUGACCCCAACGUCAUGGCACAGUACAGCCGGCGCUUCUCUAAGACUAUUGCCAAAGUUCUUUUGAAGUACAGUGCCAUUCUUAGCACAAGUUUUUCUUCAUACAUUGACAAGGAGAAGAUCCCCUGCGUCCUGAUGAAUAAUGUGCAGCAAUUGCGAAUCCUGCUGGAGAAGAUGUUUGAGUGCAUGGGUGCCAAACAGAUGGACACAGAGGCGAGUGAUCUGCUGAACAACCUGCAGGUUAAGCUCAACAGUGUGCUGGAUGAGCUCAGCGGUACAUUUGGGAACAGUUUCCAGAGCUGCAUCAAUGACUGCAUGCGCCAGAUGGCAUCUCUGCUAUAUCAGAUAAAAGGGCCUCUCAAUGCCAACACCAAAGACCAGGUGGAGGCCGACUCUGAUAACGUGCUCAGGCCACUUAUGGAUUUCCUGGAUGGGAAGUUGACGCUGUUUGCAACCAUUUGUGAGAAGACUGUUUUGAAGCGUGUGCUCAAGGAGCUGUGGAGGAUUGUGAUGACCAACCUGGAGAAGACGAUCGUCCUCCCCCAGUGCAAUGACACCUUUGUAUGUUUUAUGCAUGUUUAUAUCUUUGGAUUCGGUUGGAAUGCAUUAUUAUGUUCAUUUAUUGGAGUUUUCUUUUUUUUUCUUUCUUUUUUUAAGGGUGCACAGAUUCUCUCAGCUGCAAAAGAACUCGGUCAACUCUCCAAACUCAAAGAUCAUAUGGCAGGGGAGGCGAAGAGCCUGUCUCCGAGGCAGUGUGCUGUUAUGGAUGUUGCACUGGACACGAUAAAGCAAUAUUUCCAUGCAGGAGGGAAUGGUCUGAAGAAGGCCUUCCUGGAGAAGAGUCCUGAGCUGUCCUCACUUCGCCACACCCUCUCCCUCUACACUCAGACCACUGACACGCUCAUUAAGACGUUUGUAGCCAGCCAACUUGCCCAAGGCUCAGGUGUGUCCGACCCGAUUGGCGAGGUGUCCGUCCAGGUUGAGCUCCACACUCAUCCUAAAAGUGGCGAGCGCAAAGUUUCCGCCAAAGUUGUGGCAGCCACCGAUUUGAAAUGGCAGACACCUGGAAUGUUCCGGCCUUUUGUGGAGCUCACUAUGAUUGGACCACACUUAAGUGACAAGAAACGUAAAUUUCAGACCAAAUCCAAGAACAACACCUGGUCUCCCAAGUUCAAUGAGACCUUCCACUUUGGCCUAGGAAACCAGGAUGGGUUUGAAUGCUACGAGCUGCAAGUGUGCGUCAAGGACUACUGCUUCGGUCGAGCGGACCGGGUGGUUGGCUUGUCCGUGAUCCAAUUAAGAGACAUCAUGGAGAAAGGCAACUGUGCCUGCUGGUGCCCACUCGGUCAGUGCAUUCAUAUGGACAACACGGGCCUCACUGCCUUGCGGAUCUUGUCACAACGUUCUAAUGACGACGUGGCCAAGGAAUUUGUGCGUCUAAAAUCGGAAACUAGAUCAGCCGAAGAGGGCAGAUAAGGUUCAAAAUAAUGGACUGUUUGGUGGCACCCUAUGUAGAUCACUAAUGCAUUAUCCCAUUAGGUAGUUGCACAGACUCACUUUGUGUUCCUCAACUUCACACAUCUUCUCAUCUCUCAUUAGCUGUGUGCUCAUUCCAUUAUCUCAACUUCCUGCACUUCCAGAGUGUUAUACAAUAACCCCAGCCAAUCUCCUCCAACCAACCACUGCCACCGUAUUUCAUGCCUUACACCCAUAAAUUAAAACUGUGAAUGUGUCAAAUGAAGUCGUUUGAAUGCUCAAGGUCCGCUGUCGUGCUUUUGAGCAAGGUAAAGAUGACAAUCAAUUUUGUCUCAUACAGUGUCAAAGAGGAUCGAAUGGGGCUAUUAUUUCAAGAAAAAGGUAAUUUAGUAGUAUUUCUAACCACUGGAUGAGUUUAUGUGACUUGUGCCAUUUUUAUUUUAUUAUUUUUUUUUAACUGCAAUGAAAAUAAUCCCUGAUAUUCUCCAGUAUUAUUAUCAUAAUGUAAGUGGUUGAUACGGAAUGUGCAACAUUGGUAGAGAGUACAGUACGUUUUAUUUAUAUUUUUAGAUUUUAUUUAUUUUUGUGUCCCACUACAUGUAGUAUAUGUCGAUGAAAUUGCACAGUUGUUCCUGCAGGGUUGUUAUAAGUUGUAAAGAAAAUAACUUUACAGGCAGUAAAGACAGCCCUCACAAUUACUUUACAGCUUUGUGUUUGCUAUGAAAUUGAUUUUCUCUCUCUCUCGCUCUCUCUCGCUCUAUAUGUGAAGGAAUUAUUAAAUCUCAACUAUUGAACAUUUUCUUCCAAAACUGGAGGGAAAAAACUUUUUUGAAUUUAGCAGCACAACUUCUGAGUUCAUUUUUUUAAAGUGUUAUGAAUGAUUUACACAUAGUUGUCUGACAAGAGUUAGAGGCUGACUGCGGAAACAUUAAACAACGAUGCUUCCAUACAGGAAAUAUUUUGGAGACACAGUCUUGGACUUUCACAGUCUUCACAGUCCACUGCUUUCAAAAAUUCUUAAAUGAAGGAAAAACUAAGCUUCUAAAACUUUAGGACUCCCAAAAAUGUGAAUAAUCUGUGUAGGUUUAUUCAUAAAUUUGUCCCCAAACCGGCUUUCUGGUUCUGUUUUCAUCAGCUCAUGCUUUCAGUUGCCUUAUUGUGAUUUGUAAUGUUUAUAUUUUAAAGCUUUUUCAAAUCAUGCUCUAUAUUUUGCCUGUCCACGCUGUGGUUUUCUACCUCUUAGCCCAUUCUUGUAUCCCAAGUAAUAUUCCUUUUUUUUUUUUUUCAAUUUAGCUCAAUUUUGAGAUGUUUUUUUCUGUGUUUUAUCAUGUAUGUUUGUGUAUUAUGUUUUUAAUUUGGAAACAAUAUGAUGGAUAUAUUUAUUUGAUUAACACUAAUCCAUGUGUGCCAUUUUUUUCAUAACUGAUGGAGAAAUGUUGAAAAUGUCACUCAGAAUGAAGGCUGUUUUUGCAAUAUGAGAACCUCAAUAUUGGGACAGUUUUCUUUGACCAAAUGACCUGUAGAAACGAAAUAGACUAUUUAAUAUACUGCACAUGCUCCUUGUGCCAUUUAAAAAGAAAUCUGGAUGUUGAAUUUUGCAACUUCACAGUCCGCUAACACAUACAGUAAAUUUUGAAAUCGUAUUUGUCACUGUCCACCUUGUUGUCAUGUAAACAUUCUGAUGAAUUUUCUAUAAAGUAUCCAUAUAUAAAAAUGUGUACCUGAUUUUUUUUUUUUUUUUUUUUGAAAAAUGAUGAUUAUCAAAGUUUAUGCAUAAUCUUAAGGUGUAUGUGAUGUGAUGUUUUUUCUUUUCUUUUUUUUCCUUUUUCUUCUCUUUUUUUCUUUCUCACACUUUUUGUAUGAUGUAUUUUGGCAUUUUAGAUUUCACCUUUUUAAAUUCUUGUAUAUCUCCUUUUGUGUGAAUGACAUGCACCGUGACCAUUAGGUGUACGCUGCCUUUCACCCAAAUUCAGCUAUUAUUACUCCUAAUAUACUUUUUUACAGUACAAUUUUUCAUAGUAGUUGGGUUCUCA
Syngnathoides biaculeatus (alligator pipefish) is the source of this 7044-nucleotide messenger RNA. Its product is annotated as protein unc-13 homolog B-like. Gene Ontology annotation, cellular component: terminal bouton; synaptic vesicle membrane; presynaptic membrane. NCBI's taxonomy places the organism in Eukaryota, Metazoa, Chordata, Actinopteri, Syngnathiformes, Syngnathidae. Gene Ontology annotation, molecular function: calmodulin binding; calcium ion binding; diacylglycerol binding. The record is from RefSeq and is a predicted model, not a curated record. Gene Ontology annotation, biological process: synaptic vesicle priming; dense core granule priming; neuromuscular junction development. The transcript has 38 exons. Bases 206 to 5011 code for a protein of 1601 amino acids.